ACAUGAAGGCCAAGGGAGAGUGAAGGAUUGACCAUUCACUCAAAUGAAGAAUUCCAUUCCAUCAGACUCAGAUUCCGAUUCCACCAACCAAAUAAAUGGACCCCGUAGGUUGGAAUGGUCCUCCGUCCCUCUCGGGACUCGGGCCACCGGAGCCGGGAGGGGCAUGUCAUGAACCAUGCCCAACAGCGUAGGAUUUCCAGCAACGGUAUCAACAGAUGUAGUCAUGCAGAUUAUCCAACGGUCAAAUGAGCGGCGGUAUAUACAGUUACAGGCUUACAGCUUUGCACCAGCUGCCCACCGAAAGAAAAACUAAACGUCGUAUGACCGGAAUAUCAUGGCGUCCAUAACAUCAGACGGACGUCAAACCUGGGAAGAGGGAGACUCAGACAUUUUCAAUUUUAAACAAGGUUGACUGGAUGCAACCAACCAUUGAUUUUUCUUUUGAAAUUUACGUGAUGGGUACUUGCUUAUCUAAUUCUUCAAAUAAAACCUACUGCGCGUGGCGUGGCUUCUUUCUCUAGCUCUUGUUUUUCCUCAACCCUCCACGGGGAUAGGGUGAGAUCUGUCUGGAAAUUCAGGAGUUAAACCUUGUUGGUUUAUCAUCCAUGGAGAGAAUUGGAGAUGGAUCUUCCGCAGAUAUAUCUCACCCUAGUACUACAGAGUUUGGUGGAGAAGUCCCAAGCGUAAGUUCGAAUUUAUUCUUGGAUCAUGUUGGCGAGGUCGUUCUUAAUCUCAAUUCAGACGGGUUGUCGUGGAAACCGGUGGGAACCACACAUAAUGAUAUGUCUGAAUGUACUUGCCUGGGGAUAAAGCUUACCUCAAAAGUUGAAACUAAAAUCAAAUUUAGUAAUAUUUAUGCUGUUGAACUCAUCAAUGGGGGUCUCGUUCACAAAGCAGUUCUUCCAAAUUCUGGAGGUUGUCUUUUGGGUCGUGGCUCUAAGAUGUAUCGGUUUGUAGUGCAUGGGGUCCAAAGGUCAAAGACCAAUUGUUCUCUUUGGGUUCUGGCUACAUGCACUUUUGGCCACACAGAUUUGCAAACAUGCCAGGUGUGGAUAAAUCGAAUAAAUGAUUCUAUAAACAAGGAAGUAGGGAGACCCAAGAACCUUUUGAUUUUUGUUAACCCUUUGAGUGGGAAAGGGAAAGGUCGUAGGACUUGGGAAACUGUGGCUCCUAUAUUUUCUCGUGCUAAAGUGAAAACAAAGGUAACAGUGACAGAUAGGGCAGGGCAUGCAUUUGAUGUCAUGGCAUCUAUUACAGAUGAGGAACUUAAUUCUUAUAAUGGUGUUGUUGUUGUAGGUGGUGAUGGCUUCUUUAAUGAAAUUCUGAAUGGACUACUCUCUUCAAGGCAUAAGGCUCCUUAUCCACCAGCCCCUACAGAUUUUGUGCAUUUAGCUGAGAAUAAUAAUAAUGUUUAUGAUGCAAAUGAUACUAUCCCUGAGACGCCUCUCCAAAAUGAACGAGAUCCUCUUCUUGAAAGUUCGGGACCUAGUAGACCGGGCUUUUCAACUUGCAGAACUGAAGGUAGGUCCUGCAAUACAGCUUGUGCAGAUCAAGAUUCCAUAUUUCCCUUUCCAAAUGAAAAUUUUAGCUUGGGAAUUAUUCCUGCAGGUUCAACUGAUGCUAUUGUAAUUUGUACAACUGGUGCUAGGGAUCCUGUGACAUCUGCUCUGGAUAUUGUCCUUGGUAAAAGGGUAUGCCUUGAUAUAGCUCAAGUUGUUAUAUGGAGGAAGACAAGUUCAUCAAGGGGUGCACCCUCUGUACGUUAUGCUGCUUCUUUUGCUGGAUAUGGAUUUUUUGGGGAUGUCAUCAAGGAGAGUGAAAAUUACCGCUGGAUGGGUCCUAUACGCUAUGAUUUUGCAGGAACAAAGGUAUUUUUGGAGCACAGGUCAUAUGAAGCAGAGAUAAAAUUUCUAGAAGCUAAAACGGAAAAUGAAAAUCAAAUCCAUGAGAAAGAUAUUCAGCGUAGUUGGACACGAUCACUGUGGAAUCCACCAAAAAAAUCUAGAAGACUAGCUUGCUGUGUUAACUGCAGUGUCUGUAGUGGGUCCAUUAAGUCAAUUUGUACACCUUCAGAAGGUCCAAUAAAGACUGACGACACAUCUGAAGCACUAAGGUGGUUGCAAUCCAAGGGGCGUUUUCUUAGUGUAGGUGCAGCGGUCAUCUCUUGUCGUAAUGAAAGAGCUCCUGAUGGUUUAGUGGCUGAUGCACACCUUGCAGAUGGUUUCCUGCAUCUGGUACUAAUAAAAGAGUGUCCUCGUGCUCUCUAUCUAUGGCAUCUUACACAGGUUGCCAGGAAGGGUGGUGAGCCCUUAAAUUUCAAGUUUGUAGAACACCAUAAAACCAAAGCUUUCAUGUUUACUUCUAUUGGUGAUACAAGUGUCUGGAACUUGGAUGGCGAACUCUUUGAAGCACACCAACUCUCAGCACAAGUAUUCCAAGGUCUUAUUAGUUUAUUUGCAGUUGGUCCCGGAGUUUAAGGAUACAGGAUACCUCUAACAGGAUAACUUGAACACCCUUAGAAAGAAAGAACAUCUGAAGUUGCAACCUCUCAGAAGCUUUGCAUGCAUUACUGUUAACCAAGCAGCUUGCUACUCUGCAACUUGAAACCAAUUUAACCAUAAAGUGAGGAUGGGAAAUUGAAUUUUGUAUUAAAAUGUAUAUUAAAAGAGCACAUAAAUACAUUCUAUACAAACCAAGAGUCCAAAGCUGUCUGCCUGACUCAACGUAUGCAGUUUCUAGAUGGGAGAAGAGGGCUCGGUUGAAAUGUAUCUUUGAUUAAAUCAAUAUAAGCUGGGCAAGAUAAAUUGCACAGAACACCAACCUCAUGGUCAGAGUUUCUGAUGUUUUUGCCACCGUUUCACCCAGUUGAGAAUUUGAUCAAUCCUUGUAAUUUCACAAGUUCCCCAAUCAAUAAAAUGAGUCACUUAUCCACUUAACUGCAGAAGUUCCAUCCUACUCGACUGCAGUCUAAGGGAAUUAUUGUACAUCAAAUUACUUGUGCUGAUUACUUAAUUACUUAUGAUGAA
This is a messenger RNA of Nelumbo nucifera (sacred lotus), 3026 nucleotides long. RefSeq names its product ceramide kinase-like. The record is from RefSeq and is a predicted model, not a curated record. Lineage: Eukaryota; Viridiplantae; Streptophyta; Magnoliopsida; Proteales; Nelumbonaceae. Gene Ontology annotation, molecular function: ceramide kinase activity. Gene Ontology annotation, biological process: ceramide metabolic process; phosphorylation.